GGACCUAAACAAAGUGUUUUAAGCCUUCACCGUCACUCCGCCAUUUCAUUUACCCAUUUUGCUUAGCCUCUUUCUCUCUCUCUCUCUCGGACCCUGAAAUAGAGGACGCAGAGUCACUACAGAGAAGUUUAAUGUCCACCCACCGGCUCUGAACAUCUCUCCUUCUCUCUCCAUCUCUCUUUUUUCAAGACCGAACCUUAUUGUAGGGUCAUCAACUGCCUCUGCUCAGAGACUCAGACCCAUUUGUUCGCUCCCAACGUCUCCGUGUUUUGCUUGGAAACACCCAAACGAAAGAACAGAGGAGAAUCCGUUUGUGGUGCUCUUGUAAUUCACCAUCUGGGUUUACUUGCCUCUGUUUCCCAGAUCUGCAAGCAACACGCUCUGUCUACAUUCUUGUACCCUUCUGCUUGUACCAUUUGAGUUGAAACUAUGAGUAAAGAAGAUUUUGUGAAGAUCCAGAAAUCUGUCCUCAAAGUGAACAUCCACUGUGAUGGAUGUAAGCAGAAAGUGAAGAAGAUCUUGCAAAAAAUUGAUGGCGUUUUUUUCACAGAAAUAGAUGCGGAGCAGGGGAAGGUGACAGUCACUGGAAAUGUAGACCCAGCAGUGCUCAUCAAGAAGCUUGUGAAGUCAGGAAAACAUGCAGAGCUCUGGGGUGCUCCAAAGGCCAACAACAAUAACAUGAACCAACUGGUCAAUCAGUUCAAGAAUAUGCAAUUUGAGAAUGGCAAAGGUGGGAACAACAAAGGUCAGAAGGGUGGUAACAACCAGCCCAAAGGUGGACAACCGAACCAGCAGCCCAAAGGUGGACAACCGAACCAGCAGCAGCAGCAGCAACAUCUGCAGCAGCAGCAACAUCUGCAGCAACAGCUGCAGCAACAGCAACAUCUUCAACAGCUCCAGCAGCUGCAGCAACUUCAACAGAUGAAAGAGUUUCAAGGUCUGAAGCUGCCCCAAUUCAAGGACAUGAAAAUGCCCACCAAGGACCAGAACGCAAACCAAAAGGCAGUGAGGUUCGACUUGCCAGACGAUGAUGACGAGUUUGAUGAUGAAUUUGAUGAAUAUGAUGAUGAUGAUGAUGAUUAUGAUGAGGAUGACUUUGAGGAUGAAAUGGACGAUCCACGUUAUCCCCUUAAUAAGAUGAAACCUGUGAUGGGUAAUGGUCAGGGGCCGCCUAACAUGAUGAUGAUGAAUGGUAUGAUGAAUAAAAUUAACCCACAGUUCAUGAAUGCCUCGAAGGGAGGAAAUGGUGGUGGUGGUGGAGGAAAUGGUGGUGGUAAUGGCAAAAAGGGUGGUGGUGGAGCUUUGCCUGUUCAGAUAAAUGGUGGAAACAAUGAUGGCAAACAUGGAAAUGGAGGAAAGAAGGGCGGUGGCGGUGGAGGUGGAGGUGGAGGUAACAAUCAAAGUCAAGGCGGUGGGGGUGGUAAAAAUGGUGGUAAAAAUGGAGGCGGCGUACCCUCGGAUGCUAAAAAUCCAAACGGUGGUGGGGCAGGUCCCAAGAGUGGCCACAAUGGUGCUAAUGGAAACAACAGUAAUGUCAAUGGGGGGAAAAAGAAUGAUGGGGUUCAUGCCAUGAACGGUUCUGGGAUGCACAUGGGUGGCCCUCAUGGUAUGGUCGGAGCAAACGUGGGUCAUAUGGGCAGCAUGAACAUGCCAUUGGGCCAAAUGAGCAACAUGCCGAUGGGCCAAAUGGGUAACAUCCCGGCCGUCCAAGGCCUUCCGGCGACCGCCAUGAACGGCGGUGGAGGCGGGUAUUUCCAGGGGGCUGGACCUGAGGCGAUGCCUGGCAACCCAUACCACCAGCAGCAAUACCUGGCAGCGAUGAUGCAGCAGCAGCAGCAGCAGCAGCAGCAGCGCGCCGCAAUGGCGAACGAAAGGUUCCAACACAUGAUGUAUGCCAGGCCCCCUCCGGCAGUCAAUUACAUGCCUCCAUACAACCCCUACCCGCCUCCGCCCGAUCCAUACACCCACGCUUUUAGUGAUGAGAACACAUCGGGUUGUAAUGUCAUGUGAAAAUCUGGCCGUAGAUGUUGCUGCUGUUGGUUUAAUUGGCUAAGGUUUCCGACGGUGGGUGGCGAUGGCGAAUCAGAUAAUAGUUUGCGAGCACUGCAAGUUCUUUAUGCUAAUAUUAUACUUGGAAAUGGGUUUCUUCGAUUUUUAGUUUAAUAUCUCCAUUUCUAUUUUACCCCCUUUAAUUUCCUUCGAUCCCAAGUUGAAUUCUGGCUUCGCUAUCUAAUCAUAUCAUAGGGAGUAUUUAUAGAUAGAUCAUAUAUAAUUAUAUAUUAAAAGCUUUUAGGGGCAGAAGAACGAAAUGUAAGCUUUUGGGGGGGAUGGUGGUGCUUUGUUGUGAGUUUUGGGCUUUUCUCUUAUGGGAAUAUGUUUAUAUAUGUGUUUAUAUUUUGCAAACAAAAAUAAGAUGGAAAAAAAAAAAAGUGGAGAAGAAUGGCAGUAACAAAAAAAAAAAGAAGCCCAUCUCUCUCCCCGUUCUUCCCCCAAAUACAAUGUUGCUCUUUCCUCUCUGA
This is a messenger RNA of Juglans regia (Persian walnut), 2519 nucleotides long. Its product is annotated as heavy metal-associated isoprenylated plant protein 32-like. The transcript is spliced from 3 exons. The coding region runs from base 430 to 2010 and encodes 526 amino acids. Gene Ontology annotation, molecular function: metal ion binding. The record is from RefSeq and is a predicted model, not a curated record. Lineage: Eukaryota; Viridiplantae; Streptophyta; Magnoliopsida; Fagales; Juglandaceae.